AAAGCAGCAGAAAGCUGUUCACUCCCCCACAGGAAACUACACGCAUAAUAAAUGAGUCAGUGUGAGCUUACAGAAACAGAAAGUACAACGCCUGAUACAAAAGGAAGAAUAAUUUUAAAAAAUACAUUAAGAAAAUAGAAAUAAAUCGGAACUAUUUCAAAGGUCCCAAAGCGAGAGGGAGGAGUGAUGUCGAUGGUCAGAAACAGGGAGUUUAUCUGAUGAAACCUUAUCUGCUUUGGCUUGAGAGCACAUGUUGAUAGGUUGAUGUGUGUUCCUGUCAGAGAGGACAGUCGACUACUUCGUUUACAAGUCGAGGCCUAAUGGUUAGAAAAUCGGACCAUACUACACCAUACUUGCCUACACAUCACAUCACUUUGACUUCACUUCACUUCACUUUUAAAGAGCCGGAAACACCGAAACUGCAACUCCCGUGUGUGCGUCGCAUGCGGAAGCAACAAUGUCAGAAGACAAUUUCUUGGAGUUUCUCCAGGAUCUUUUAAAUAACCCGAUUUUGAGGAGCUAUUUUUGUGUUUCCUGAAUGCUGAGAGGCGUCUUACAGCGUGUGCCAUCCCAAAACUACGGUGCUAUGCCAAGCUGAACCCCGGUCGAGUUAGCGGGAGGAGUCUCGCCUUCGAGGUAAAUGAGAGGAAGAUGAACGCCAGUCACAUGUCUUGCAAUAACACUACUGAGCCCCAAGGGACGCCGAUACAGAACUAUCAGCAUCAGAUCUAUGCCGUCUUCUACACUGUGAUUCUUGUUCCCGGACUGAUUGGUAAUGUCCUAGCGCUCUGGGUUUUUUACGCCUACAUAAAGGAGACGAAGAAGGCUGUAAUAUUCAUGAUCAACCUGGCCAUCGCCGAUCUGCUGCAGGUGCUAUCACUACCUCUGCGCAUCUACUACUAUUUGAACAACUCGUGGCCUUUCGGUAACGCCGCCUGCAUGCUCUGUUUUUAUUUGAAAUACGUCAAUAUGUACGCCAGCAUCUACUUCCUGGCUUGCAUCAGCGUGAGACGCUGUCAACUCAUCAUCCAGCCGCUGCGCUGCGGGAGCGCGAAAAGACGUCAGGAGCGCGGCUUGUGUUUAGUCGGGUGGUUCGUCGUGUGUCUGGGAUGCCUUCCGUUCCCUCUUCUACGAAAACCCCACCCCGAAACAAAGGAGUUGUGCUUCGCCGAGUUGCCCAUGAUGCAACUCAGCAGAGCGCUAGGAGUGUCCCUGGUGACGUUCGCGGAGCUCACGGGCUUUCUUCUGCCGCUAGUUAUAGUGGUCACCUGCUCGUGGCUGACGGCGGCGAGUCUGCGUCAGAAGACCUGCGUGCUGCAGGACACCGGGGAAAAGCACAAGGCCCUCAAGAUGGUGCUGACUUGCGCCGGCGUGUUCCUGGUUUGUUUCGUGCCCUAUCACGUCACUUUCCCUUUAGACUUCUUGGCCAAAUCAAACUGCAACGUUAGUUCCACUUUCAAGAACGCCGUGCUCCACGCUCACCCCAUCACCUUGUGUCUAGCCAGUCUGAACUGCUGUCUGGACCCAGUCAUGUACUACUUCACUACUGACGAGUUCAAGCGGCGUCUGUCCAGGCCAGAAUUUCAAGAAAGUUUGCAGUUGCAGCACAGAAUUUCUUUAUCUACAAAUACCACGGCCUGUGGUCGAAACCAGACAGACGAAUUGCAGACAGAGACGACGCAGGGGCUUUGUCUUUAGCUUUCUGUGUGCACAACCGAUAAACUCUUCUGCCCUUGGACAAAGGGGCAUUUAUUUAACCCCAAAACAGAAAUACUGGGAAAUCUUAUUAUAUUUCUACUUGAAUAUAUAUAUUAAGAUGAAAUCAAUUGCUGUGAUCAAAGCUGAAUUUUCAGCAACAUUUCUUCACUGUCACAUGGCCCUUCAGAAAUCAUUCUAAUAUGCUGAUUUGCUGCUCAUUGCUCAAGAAAUAUUACUGAUUACCACAGCUGUGCUUCCUAAUUUUUUUGUGAAAACCAAGUGUGCUGCACACGAUCUAAAAAGUGAAGCCAAAACAUUUUGAUCGCCAUCUGGUGGCUGACUGCAGUAUAGCUCAGAACCCCUCCCCUCCAUGUAAACCAAUGGUAUGCGAGCCAAAAAAAAAAAAAAAUUACACACAAAAAAAAAAAGUAAAAUAAA
Messenger RNA from Labeo rohita (rohu), 2136 nucleotides. RefSeq names its product G protein-coupled receptor 174 (gene gpr174). The record is from RefSeq and is a predicted model, not a curated record. Gene Ontology annotation, biological process: positive regulation of Rho protein signal transduction; phospholipase C-activating G protein-coupled receptor signaling pathway. Gene Ontology annotation, cellular component: membrane. Lineage: Eukaryota; Metazoa; Chordata; Actinopteri; Cypriniformes; Cyprinidae. Gene Ontology annotation, molecular function: G protein-coupled receptor activity. The transcript is spliced from 3 exons. The coding region runs from base 652 to 1698 and encodes 348 amino acids.